AUGACGAGCCAAAGCAACUUGAAUCCUCUGCCGGACACCAACUUCUUAGCAUUUGUCGCGCAUGCUCUUGACGUGGCCAAUAACACAGAAAAGCGCCAAAGGCCCGAACGCGAUUGCGCACAAAAGCGCGCCCAGGCCGACAUCUUGGAUAGCCUCGCCUACAUUGCUGUCUGCGAGGAGAAACACCACGUCGUCGCCACAGCGGCUCUACUCCCCGGUGGUUCUUCCACAAACCGAGCUGGGCUUGAGAUCCUCGUCUCAGAGAACGGGACAGCGAGCCAGACCGUAAUCGACCAUCUCCAGAGCGUCUUGGACCGUCUCAUCCUCAUCCGUAAACAAGCUGAGCCACUCUUUCCAAAAAGCCGCCUCUCUCCGCGAUUUCCAGAGUGGAUAGACGGCGAUGCGCCAAAUUUAAACGCAUUCGAACGGUCCCUUGUCGACCUGGAGGUAUCCAUCCUCCGACACUCGUGGAAGAAGCUGCGGCGGCGUGCUACGAAAGACUCGCAGCAUGUCUUCGCCACUGACACCGCCAACGACGUGUGCGAUCCAAAUGCCAUGGACCGAGUUGCCCCCGAUCAGCGUCCACCCCUGGCAAAGCUCCAAGCAUCGACGGACGAGGAACGAGAGUUGAUCUCAGAGGUGGUACCGGCCUUGAGCGUUCUGGCUCGGAUAAUCCAGACACAAGCGCCCACCGACAACGACGUCAGGAGCGUCCGCGGGAUGGUCCUCUGUUUGGAAAUAUUCCGACAGAAAUUCGAAGGAAAUACCAAAUUUAUGAAAAACUGGAAUCGCUAUACCCGCCUCCGCCUAGAAUCACAGCAGGCAAACAUAAAGAAACCUCCAGAUUUUCUCAGGUGGUUGACCAAGCUUACUGCGAUCCACCGGCACUAUAUCCGCAUAGCAAAUGUUGCGGCAUCGAACACAUUAUUGGGAACGCUGCUGGUCGACCGCCCAGUUGUCAAAGCAGUGGAAAAUACAAUACCUUGCCUCAAGCUCGUAGUUGACCACCAGCGAGUGGAAGACGUGCUAAGAUGCACCAAAUGCAAGAUUGAAGCGUCAGGACAGCGGACGGUUGGUGGGCUCGUCAAAAUGCUCGCGGACACUCUCAACCUCGAGUAUAAAGACGAAACACUCGUUGUCGAAAAGCCAGCGCCGGUCCACGGUGCGUGCAAGCUCCUCGCCGCCACCCACGGCCGUGCGGCGAUCGCGUACAUUGGCGUCUCGAAACAGGCUCCAUGCGCAUUCUGCGACAUAUACUUCGAGGCCUACCGCAAAGCGACGAAGACGCAAAUCAUCACGGGCAGCGCUGACUCAGACCCACAUGCUGGCAGCCGCAACCAGACUCCUUCAGCCGCUCCAUGGGCAUUUCCACAUCUCCGAGUGCCGGAGCUGGACACCGAAAUCGAAAACCACAUCCGCCCGCACCUCCUUCGUAAGAUCAACGAGGGCUGGGCCCAGUUCGGCCGGCCAUCGAGGUCUUCGCAGAGCGCCGAUGUGUACGACUCUGACGAUGAUACGAGACCGAUCUUUGGGAUGUGCGAUGAAAAAGCAUUCCGCAAAAAGGCUAUGGCCGAACAGAGACGACAACACGAGAAGAGAUGCGCGGAGUAUAAUUCAGCCCUCGGAGCCAAGGGAGGCUGAUCGUUAAGUAGGAGUCGUCCCCUUGAAUAGCUUGUCUCAUUGCCCGUUUGCCUUUUGUGCUUUUCCUGCUUGGUCUUUAAUCAGAAUAAAUCUUGGUGGAAAGGGC
Molecule: messenger RNA, 1747 nt
Organism: Coniophora puteana RWD-64-598 SS2
Lineage: Eukaryota; Fungi; Basidiomycota; Agaricomycetes; Boletales; Coniophoraceae
Exons: 4
Coding region: 1-1641 (546 amino acids)
Source: RefSeq, a predicted model, not a curated record